AUGACUCCUAAAACUCUUCGCAUCCUCGUCCUCCCCGGCGACCAUGUCGGCCCUGAAAUCAUGGCCGAGGCCCUCAAAGUCCUCGACGUGAUUGAGGCCAGUCGUCCAGACUUGCGCUUCGAGCGCGACAUGGACAUUGUCGGCGGCUGCAGUAUUGACAAGCACGGCACACCCAUCACUGACGCUGUCCUCGACAAGGCCGUUGCCAGCGAUGCUGUGCUCUUCGGCAGCAUCGGCGGCCCAGAGUGGGCGGGCGCUGACCCUACACCUGAGUCGGGACUUCUGAAGUUGCGCCAGAAGCUCGAUGCCUUCGCCAACCUAAGGCCAUGCGAGAUUCUCGUCCCGAGUCUUGUCAGCGCCUCACCAAUUAAGCCUGAGCUUAUUGCAGGCACCAAUUUCAUUGUGGUGAGGGAAAACUGCGGCGGUGCGUACUUUGGCGUGAAGAAGGAGGAGGCAGACGUUGCAUCUGACCUGUGGGUGUACUCGCGGUCAGAGGUUGAGAGGUUGGCGCGAGUGAGCGCUGCUGUCGCCAGAAUUCUGCAUGCUAGCACCGGCGCCGAGGGCAAGCCGGUUGUCUGGAGCGCCGACAAGGCCAAUGUCCUUGCGAGCGGGCGACUUUGGCGUCGUGCGACAACAGAUGUCUUCGAAAAGCAGCUAUCCGACGUGGAGCUGAAGCAUCAGCUCGCUGACAGUCUGGCCAUGUUGAUGGUCAAGGACCCCAAGCGCUUCAACCACAGCGUCAUUCACACGGACAACACCUUCGGCGACGUCCUCUCUGACAUCUCAGGUGGUCUCACAGGCACAUUAGGCGUCCUGCCCAGCGCCAGUCUCGCCGGUGUUCCUGGAGAGGGCUCAUGUAAGGGCCUAUACGAGCCAGUCCACGGUAGCGCGCCGGACAUCUCGGGCAGGGAUCUCGCGAACCCUGUCGCCGAGAUUCUGAGCCUAGCUAUGAUGCUACGGUACUCGUUCCUACUGGAGAAAGAGGCCGCUGCUGUGGAGCAGGCUGUCAUCAAAGUGCUCGACGCGAAGGAGAAUGGCGGAUUAGAGAUGAGAACUGGAGAUCUGGGGGGUAGUGCAAAGUGCAGCGAGGUUGGGGAUGCAGUUUGUCAAGUGCUGAAGGGGUUAUUGAGGUGA
Messenger RNA from Fusarium keratoplasticum, 1134 nucleotides. Its product is annotated as 3-isopropylmalate dehydrogenase. Gene Ontology annotation, biological process: L-leucine biosynthetic process. The record is from RefSeq and is a predicted model, not a curated record. The transcript has a single exon. Gene Ontology annotation, cellular component: cytosol. NCBI's taxonomy places the organism in Eukaryota, Fungi, Ascomycota, Sordariomycetes, Hypocreales, Nectriaceae. Bases 1 to 1134 code for a protein of 377 amino acids. Gene Ontology annotation, molecular function: NAD binding; magnesium ion binding; 3-isopropylmalate dehydrogenase activity.